AUGAGGGACAACAUCAUCAUCAGUGGCUCCACGGACCGAACGCUCAAAGUCUGGAACGCCGAGACCGGAGAAUGUAUCCACACCCUGUACGGACAUACCUCAACUGUGCGCUGCAUGCACCUACACGAGAAAAGGGUGGUGAGUGGCUCGCGGGAUGCGACACUUCGAGUUUGGGACAUAGAGAGCGGUCAGUGUUUACACGUGCUGAUGGGCCACGUGGCCGCGGUACGCUGUGUGCAGUACGACGGCCGCCGGGUGGUCAGCGGAGCCUACGACUUCAUGGUCAAAGUGUGGGACCCCGAGACGGAGACCUGCCUCCACACGCUGCAGGGGCACACCAACAGAGUCUACUCUUUACAGUUUGACGGCAUCCAUGUCGUGAGCGGCUCGUUGGACACGUCCAUCCGGGUGUGGGACGUGGAGACGGGGAACUGCAUCCACACGCUGACCGGGCACCAGUCUCUCACCAGCGGCAUGGAGCUCAAAGACAACAUCCUGGUGUCGGGCAACGCAGACUCUACCGUCAAGAUCUGGGACAUCAAGACGGGCCAGUGCCUGCAGACGCUACAAGGUCCACACAAGCACCAGAGCGCCGUCACGUGCCUCCAGUUCAACAAGAACUUUGUCAUCACCAGCUCAGACGACGGCACGGUCAAGCUCUGGGACCUGAAGACCGGCGAGUUCAUCCGUAACCUGGUGACCCUGGAAAGCGGCGGCAGCGGCGGUGUCGUGUGGCGCAUCCGGGCCUCCAACACCAAGCUGGUCUGCGCGGUGGGCAGUCGCAACGGCACAGAAGAGACCAAGCUGCUGGUGCUGGACUUUGACGUGGACAUGAAGUGA
Knipowitschia caucasica is the source of this 840-nucleotide messenger RNA. NCBI's taxonomy places the organism in Eukaryota, Metazoa, Chordata, Actinopteri, Gobiiformes, Gobiidae. The record is from the annotation of a GenBank genome assembly.